Messenger RNA from Venturia canescens, 2498 nucleotides. It is a transcript of the gene Dgkepsilon, whose product is annotated as diacylglycerol kinase epsilon. NCBI's taxonomy places the organism in Eukaryota, Metazoa, Arthropoda, Insecta, Hymenoptera, Ichneumonidae. The coding region runs from base 279 to 1865 and encodes 528 amino acids. The transcript has 11 exons. Gene Ontology annotation, molecular function: ATP-dependent diacylglycerol kinase activity. The record is from RefSeq and is a predicted model, not a curated record.
GUAGACUGACACUGACAGUUCGUCGUGUACUAUACAAAUGACAGGCAAUAUUCAAACGACGUGAAAGAAAACACAAAUCCGUCGAAAUGAUCGCGAAAACCGUUUCAAUUUGUUUAGCAAUAAAAUAUUUAUAAUCAACCUAGGCCGUCACAUUUCAGCGUAAUUCUUACACAAAAACUAAUUGUAGUAACGUUAAAAGACAUCGAGUACUUGUUUUUGUUGUAUUGAUUUUCGUGAAAAAUAUUUAGUGCACUCGAAACAACUGAAGAUACGUCAAGAUGUGGGAAGCAGGAUUCGGUACGGUGAUUCUGCCGACUGUUUCGACACUCGUUGUUUUUGUUAUUACGGUAAAUCUAGUGAAAUAUUUAAUGUGCGAUUCUCAUCUGCAAUUAAGAGACGUUUCUAAAGAGCACAACUGGACUACUAUAGCAGGCAACAAUAAGGCUCAUUACUGCAGUAUUUGCGAAGCCCUAAUUCUCAAUAUGGAUGGUGUAGUUUGCGAUUCAUGCGGCGUUUGCUCAGACCGAGGUUGUAUAAAAAUUGCAGACAAGAGCUUGAAAUGUAAAGCCAUAACUUUAUCACAUGACGAACCCAUGAAACAUCAUUGGGUGAAAGGUAAUCUCCCACCUCUGGCAAUGUGCGAAGUCUGCGAUGAUGAAUGUGACGCUGAAGUUGGACUAGUGAAUUAUAGUUGUUGCUGGUGUCAACGCUCUGUCCACGAAUCUUGUGUGUCACGAAUUUCUUCGGAAUGCGAUUUUGGGGAAUUCAAGUUGAUGAUAAUACCCCCGGGGAGUUUGGAAGUGGUGAACAAACGUAGCACGAUGAGACGAAGAUUGCGACUUCGAUCGAUCGUUCCCCCAGUUUGGCCCAAUUGGAAGCCACUCAUUAUCGUUGCGAAUCGGAAAUCUGGGAACAACGAUGGCGCUACAAUUUUGUCGAUGUUCCGACGUCUGGUGAAUCCGGCACAAGUGGUUGAUCUCUCGGAGCGCGAUCCGGUGGCCGCUCUCGAAUGGUGUCGUUUACUCGGCGAAAACCCUUGCAAAGUUCUCGUGGCUGGUGGCGACGGAACGGUCGCUUGGCUCCUCAACGCCAUUCACAAACUUCGUCUGAAGCCCGUGCCGUCGGUCGCGAUCUUGCCACUCGGAACCGGAAAUGAUCUCUCGCGCGUCCUUGGAUGGGGCAAAGGCUACUGCUCCGAUCUCGAAGCCACGGAAAUUUUGCAUCGGGUACAAACAGCCCAACCCGUCAAAUUGGACAGGUGGGCUGUGACGAUAAAACCUGACACAAGGAGCCUAGGCUUCAGGGGCUCCCAGCAACGCCUCUUUAUGUACAACUACAUGAGCGUCGGCGUUGACGCCCAGGUCACCUUGAAUUUUCAUCGUACCAGGGAAAGUCGUUUUUAUAUCUUCAGUCACAGAAUAUUCAACAAGCUGCUGUAUCUUGGCUUUGGUACUCAGCAAGUCGUCGAGCGAGAAUGCAAAGAUCUGGACAAGAGAAUUGAGGUUUACCUGGACGGCAAACAAAUUGAACUUCCCUCGAUAGAGAGCAUCGUUAUUUUGAACAUUCCAUAUUGGGGUGCCGGAGUGAAGCUCUGGGACAUGGGCCUCGAAGGAACGGAAGGUGUUGGCGUGCAAAGUAUCAGCGAUGGAAAAUUAGAAGUUGUGGCUAUUUAUUCGUCGUUUCACAUUGCCCAGUUGCAAGUAGGACUUUCACAACCACACCGACUCGGUCAAGCACACACAGUCAAGGUGAGGCUACUCGAUUCCUGCGCCGUCCAAAUUGACGGUGAGCCCUGGCACCAGAAUCCCUGCGAGUUCAUAAUCACGUACUGCAAUCAGGCUUCGAUGCUGAGGUGUUUCGAGUGAAGAAAUUGGUGCCAAAACAAUCUGCAACAAGAAUAAUCAUUAGUUCAGUUGACCUUAAUGAAACGAAGCAUUUUUCGCGCACUAAAAAUUAAUCCUUGAUUCACUCGUGCCAAGAAAAUUCCGCAAAGUCAAAUUUUCAAGUUUGUUUUUUCCACUAAAACAAUAUCACGUGGCGUACUCGAAAAUGGGUUCACGAAUAUCGCCGUACGUGUCGAAUACCAUUUCGUUAAAAAAUCAUUUGAAAAAACUUGCAAUUUUCAUCUCGAUGAGGAAUAAUUUGAAAAACUUCCAUAAAACAUUCCAAAACCAAACAUUUAUUGCAACUUUUACAAAUCAUUCCGACGUGUGAUCAUAAUUUAAAGCCAAAAAAAUGUACUUAAUUGAUGCUUCCGAGAUUUUACUCACCCUGAGCGACCUCAAAUGUGCCUGUGCUACAGAUAUCACUUGUCUAGUCAUUAAAACACAUUUCGAAAAAAUAGGGUGCUCAUAUAUUCAUCAAUUAAUCGUGUUUCGGUUUGCGCGUCGAAAUUAUCUACAUGUUAAGUAAAAAACUAAUUGAGAGGAAUUUAUUACACGAUUUUUUCCUCCUUUGUGUACAGAACAAGCGGGAAUAAUAACUCGUAACACACAUGA